Bathycoccus prasinos is the source of this 591-nucleotide messenger RNA. RefSeq lists its product with no specific name. The record is from RefSeq and is a predicted model, not a curated record. Lineage: Eukaryota; Viridiplantae; Chlorophyta; Mamiellophyceae; Mamiellales; Bathycoccaceae. The transcript has a single exon. The coding region runs from base 1 to 591 and encodes 196 amino acids.
AUGAUGGUCGCUCCUGUUUUCUCCUCCUGUUUUCUCCUCCUCUUCUUUGCGUUAGCACCUUUGGCGAAGGCGCAACUCCACCACCAACACUUCGGAGGAGGAGAAAAAGGAAUACCCGAGGAAGCGAAAGCGGAUGAAUCCGUCAUGAGGAACCAACGCGUCCUGGGAACGAGAAUAGAACGAAGUUUAAGAUGGAAUUCGAGAAGCGCGACGGCGAAACAAAUAUGCGCGAGAAACAGACACGGAGCGGAAUGGAGCGGCUUGUUGAACAGAGCGGAUAAGUUUAUCGAGGAAUUGAAUCAAGAGAUGGACGGGGGGGGAGGUCACGUGACGUUUUACGACUCCGCGCUAAACCGGCCGGUGUUUGCAGUGACCAAACGACCUCUGUCGCAGUUUUUGGAGGAAAGCGUCAAGCACGGAUGGCCAUCUUUUCGGGCGGAAGACGUCGUGUGGGAGAACGUGAGGAUAUUAGACGACGGCGAGGUGGUGACGAGAGAUGGUUUACACCUCGGGCAUAACAUUCCAGACGAGAAAGGAGCGAGAUUUUGCAUCAACCUCGUGUGCGUCUCCGGUUUCGCGCCGGAGAGAUAG